Molecule: messenger RNA, 2275 nt
Organism: Carlito syrichta (Philippine tarsier)
Lineage: Eukaryota; Metazoa; Chordata; Mammalia; Primates; Tarsiidae
Gene: FERRY3
Product: chromosome unknown C12orf4 homolog
Exons: 14
Coding region: 99-1757 (552 amino acids)
Biological process (GO): regulation of mast cell degranulation
Cellular component (GO): cytoplasm
Source: RefSeq, a predicted model, not a curated record
AAGUCGGUAAGUCAGCUGUUGUUCCCUGGGCCGUUGACAGCUCGGUGUGUGCAGACCUUCGGGACUUCGGAGCUCGGCGAGAAAUUCUGUCAAAGAACAUGAAGAAAAGCAGAGAAAGAUUCUGCAACAGAGAAAGGGAAUUUGUGUAUAAAUUCAAAGUAGGAAGUCAGUGCUUAGAACUGAGGGUGCCUCUCAAAUUUCCUGUUCAAGAGAAUGCCAGUCAUUUGCAUGGACGUCUGAUGUUGCUACACAAUUUACCGUGCUUUAUAGAAAAUGACUUAAAAGAAGCUCUGAGCCAAUUUAUAGAAGAAGAAUCCCUUCGAGAUUAUGAUAGAGAUGCUGAGGCAUCCUUGGAAGCUGUGAAAUCAGGUGAAGUAGAUUUACAUCAGUUGGCAAGUACAUGGGCCAAAGCUUAUGCUGAGACCACAUUAGAGCAUGCAAGGCCUGAGGAACCCAGUUGGGAUGAAGAUUUUGCAGAUGUGUACCAUGACCUAAUCCACUCUCCUGCCUCGGAAACACUUCUGAAUUUGGAACAUAAUUACUUUGUUAGUAUCUCAGAACUGAUUGGUGAAAGAGAUGUGGAGCUGAAAAAAUUACGAGAGAGACAGAGUAUUGAAAUGGAAAGAGUGAUGCAGGAGUUGGGAAAGUCACUGACAGAUCAGGAUGUAAAUUCACUGGCUGCUCAACAUUUUGAAUCCCAGCAAGACUUAGAGAACAAAUGGUCGAAUGAAUUAAAACAAUCAACUGCCAUCCAAAAGCAAGAGUAUCAGGAAUGGGUGAUCAAACUUCAUCAGGACCUAAAAAACCCCAACAACAGCUCCCUCAGUGAGGAAAUUAAAGUUCAACCAAGUCAGUUCCGAGAAUCUGUAGAAGCAGUUGGAAGGAUUUAUGAGGAACAGAGAAAGUUAGAAGAAAGUUUUACCAUUCACUUAGGAGCCCAGUUGAAAACCAUGCAUAAUUUGAGAUUGCUAAGAGCAGAUAUGCUGGACUUCUGUAAGCAUAAAAGAAAUCAUCGAAGUGGUGUGAAACUUCAUCGGCUCCAAACAGCACUCUCACUUUAUUCUACAUCUCUCUGUGGCCUGGUCUUACUAGUUGAUAAUCGAAUUAAUUCAUACAGUGGUAUUAAAAGAGAUUUUGCCACAGUUUGCCAAGAAUGCACCGACUUCCAUUUUCCCCGCAUUGAAGAGCAGCUGGAAGUUGUUCAGCAGGUGGUACUUUAUGCGCGAACCCAGCGCAGGAGCAAGUCCAAAGACUCACAUGAUUCUGGAAACCCAAAUGGAGGCAGUGAUGACAAGACUAAAAAUGCUGAGAGAAACUAUUUAAAUAUUUUACCUGGAGAAUUUUAUAUUACGCGACAUUCUAAUCUCUCAGAAAUCCAUGUUGCAUUCCAUCUUUGUGUGGAUGACCAUGUCAAAUCAGGAAACAUCACUGCCCGUGAUCCUGCCAUUAUGGGACUCCGAAAUAUACUCAAAGUUUGCUGUACCCAUGACAUCACAACAAUAAGCAUUCCUCUCUUGCUGGUGCAUGAUAUGUCAGAGGAAAUGACUAUACCCUGGUGCUUAAGGAGAGCAGAGCUUGUGUUUAAGUGUGUCAAAGGUUUCAUGAUGGAAAUGGCUUCAUGGGAUGGAGGAAUUUCUAGGACAGUACAAUUUUUGGUGCCACAGAGUAUUUCUGAAGAAAUGUUUUAUCAACUUAGUAACAUGCUCCCCCAGAUCUUCCGAGUAUCAUCAACACUCACUCUGACGUCCAAGCACUAAACCCUUAUAGACAUGCUGGCAGAAGACGAUUGUUAAACUCGCCAGGAACUUGAGCUAUGCUGGAUUCUGUCAAGCAGAAGAUGCCCAGAAAGAGAACCUGCAGCCCCAGCCACACUUCAAAUCAUGACAUAUGUCAGUUAAACCAUUCCAAAACUUUAUAUGCUGCAGAGACUGCUAACUGGCCCCUACCUUAAACAUUUGUUCUUGAAGUCUCUUUAUGAAGCUCUUUUUUCCUACUAUGUCCUACCUGUGAAUGUUAAUACAUUAAAACUUUUUCUGUAUCAUCCAUGAACACUUGCUACAGGAAACUGUUCACUGCAUUUUCAUGGAAACAUUCAAUUUUUCCAAAAGGCUUGAAUCAUGUAAGGGACAAGCCUUAAGCAUAUAAAUAAAAUCUUCCUUUGACUUUAUUUGCCAAAUCAUAAAAAGCAUUGAAGUGUGUGUCGCAAGUAUGACGUUCUUGUGAAAAUGGUUUUGUAGAAGCAUAAAUAUAUGAGACAAAUGUACUUUCUUUCAAA